GGGGGGCGUGGAAAACCGGUUAAAGGGUACAGAUUCAUAAAGAGGAGGGGAGAGGCUUCCAAUAACAACAACAGCAAGGGAUUAGGCAUCAACCGAGCAAUCAGCAAGUCGGUUUAAGUCAAAGCAGCAUGGAAUACCCCCCAGGACUGUAAGUGUGGACAGCUGCUCCAGAUCUGUGUGGAGAACACGGGAGGAAGGAUCUUUGAUGACCGUUCCCGAGAUGAAGUGGCUGCCGCCAUGACCGGAGAACAGAAAUAGAAAAGGGAACCACUGGAUUUUGAAGAGCCUGUGUCAGCAUUAACAGUGCACAGUGGCAGUGGAGAGAGGGAGUUGCAGUGACCGCCUUGGUCAUGGUCAUGCCGUGCAAAAACGGAGCGAUAGAAAUAGGGCCGUCACGUCCGUCAUUUCAGUUUUGACUACAGCCCCUCCACUUUGGACUUAUUGAAGACCACCAGAUGCUGGGAAAUUCAAACCGCAAGGGUUUUCUUUUCCGCCGUGUUCUGUCUUCCAACGAGGAUUAUUUGUCCAGAGCUCGCCAGAACGCUCCAUCAAAUCAGUUCUCGCAAAGAUCAGCACCUGGUCAGUGAGCACGGACAUCAUCGCUGAACCGUGAACUCUUUGUCGAAGCUGACUCAACCAAAAACGGGGACGACAAUGAAUGUGGGAGUAUUGCGGUCCGGCAUGUAAAUGAACUCCACUGAUGUUUGCCAGCGGAUGACAUGCAGAAACACUGUCACAGGUUUGUCUAACGAAGGUGCGGAACUCGAAACGAGCUGACGGAUCGUUUUGACAAAUCGCUCACUCGAGCUGGACUUUGAGGAAAGAGGCACACUGAAGCAAAUAUUGGGGAGGUGUUGAAGAACUGCCAUGGGGGAGACCGCAGAAUACCAACGACUACAGGAAACCUCUGAAUGUGACUAUGACGCCCUACCCAGCGAUGAUGAAGAGAAACUGGGCAAUAGCAUGCAGUGCGAGGAAGGCACGGAAUGGCUGCUGGAGCUGCUGGUGGAAGUACAAUUGCAGCAAUACUUCUUGCGGAUCAGGGAUGACCUGAACGUCACACGGCUGUCCCAUUUCGACUAUGUCAAGAAUGAAGAUCUUGAGAAGAUUGGCAUGGGACGGCCCGGGCAGAGACGACUGUGGGAGGCUGUGAAGAGGAGGAAAGCAAUGUGCAAGCGCAAGUCAUGGAUGAGCAAGGUUUUUAGCGGCAAGCGUCCAGACGGGUGUGACUUCUCCCAGCAGGGGCAGCCCGCCUCUUCCUUCCGCAAGCUGUCUCCCACACCUCCCCUGGGCCUGAUGGAGGGGGUCCUGGCCAAACAGCCCCCGGGAGGUAGUCCUCUCGAUGGCCAGCAGCAGGCUCUGACAUGCCUCAUCCCUGAGAAAGACCUCAUGCUGCUGGAGAAGCUGGGGGAUGGAUCUUUCGGAGUAGUUAACAGAGGAGAGUGGCUGACUCCUGCGGGGAAUAUGAUUAAUGUCGCUGUGAAAUGUUUGAAGACCGACGUGCUCAGCCAGCCCGACGCGCUGGAGGACUUCAUCUGUGAGGUCAACACCAUGCACUCGCUGGAUCACCAGAACCUCAUUCGCCUCUAUGGUGUGGUGCUCACACACCCAAUGAAGAUGGUGACCGAGCUCGCCCCGCUGGGUUCCUUGCUGGAGCGGCUGCGCUGCGUCCACCCGCAGGGCCCGGUGCUGAUCCACACCCUGUGUCAGUACGCCGUGCAGGUGGCCUGUGGCAUGGCCUAUCUGGAGCAGAGGAGGUUUAUCCACAGGGAUCUGGCGGCCAGGAACAUUCUGCUGGCAUCAGCUCACCGAGUGAAGAUUGGUGACUUCGGCCUGAUGAGGGCGCUGCCGAACAAUCAUGAGCACUACGUCAUGCAGGAGCACCGGAAGGUUCCCUUUGCAUGGUGCGCCCCGGAGAGUCUGAAGACCAGAACGUUCUCUCAUGCCACCGACACCUGGAUGUUUGGGGUGACUCUUUGGGAGAUGUUCACACAUGGCCAAGAGCCCUGGGUGGGCCUUAACGGCAGCCAGAUCCUGCAUAAGAUCGAUAAAGAAGGUGAGCGCCUCCCGAAGCCCGAGGACUGUCCACAGGAUGUGUUCAAUGUCAUGUUGCAGUGCUGGGCACAGAAGCCAGAUGACAGACCUUCCUUUGUGGCCCUUCGAGAGUUCCUGCUGGAGACCAUGCCGACAGACAUGUGUGCGCUGCAAAACUUUGACGAUCAGGACAAGCUACUGAUCCAGCUUGAUGAUGUCAUCACAAUCAUUGAGGGCAGAGCUGAGAACUACUGGUGGCGUGGUCAAAACAAACGUACCCUGAAGGUGGGACAGUUCCCCAGAAACGUGGUGACGUCAGUCGCGGGUCUGUCGGCCCAUGACAUCAGCCGGCCGCUCAAGAACAGCUUCAUCCACACGGGCCAUGGCGACGUCAACCCGCAUCGCUGCUGGGGCUUCCCAGACCGGAUUGAUGAUUUGUAUCUUGGGAAUCCCAUGGAUCCUCCGGAUGUUCUCGGUUUGGACCUCAGUGCAGCUCGGCCCACUUUGCUACCAGGACGAGACAAACAGCCUUGUUAUGAUCCAGUGAAUGAGGAUGAGGACUUGACAUCUGCGGGACUGAAGAGGCUGUCACUUCGUAAAGCCGGCCUCAAACUUCGACCGACGGCGUGGGUCUCCUCUUCCAAACACGGGAGCGACAAGAACCACCACCCCUGCGGCGAGGUGUCCCUUAUCGACUUCGGGGAGGAGUUCGCCCCACCCGCGCCGUCCCCGUCGCCCAUGGUCGAAGUCCCGAUCCCCUGUCUCGCAAAGCUGGCUUUGGAUGCAGAGAACGUCUUGGACGGGACGCCGCCGCAGAGCCCGUGCAGGUCGUUGCCCCGCCCUCUCCACCCCACGCCCGUCGUGGACUGGGACGCUCGGCCCUUACCCCCGCCCCCGGCCUACGACGACGUCGCCCAAGAUGAAGACGACAUGGAGGUGAGUUCCAUCAACAGCAUGGGACAGCAUCUUGAUGAAGACCAGACGGAUGUCCACGUUCCUGAAGCCAACGUCUCCCCGGUCCUAGAAAAGCACGCCUUGGAGGACAACCUCUUCUUGCCCAGCAAGCACAGCCAGGGCCUCACUACCUCAUUCUGCCAGUCUGCAGAAAUAUUCCAGGAACUGCAGCAAGAGUGCAUGAAGAGGCUCAAUGUGCCGAUGUGUCUGCAGACCCCCCACUACCACGGACACCUCUCCUCCUCUGAGGACAAACCUCAGAUCCCGCCUCGCGUCCCUAUUCCCCCGCGCCCAAUUAAAAAGGGUGACUACUCAUCGGCUCGUUGGUCGAGGGACCUCUCUCUGUCCCCGACCCCGGCCGACGCCAAUGAAGACAUUUCCAGCUCAGGACGCGGUCGGCCACCGCAGAUCCCUCCCAGGGAACCGUUGUCACAGCCCGGCUCCAGGACUCCCAGCCCCAUGGGCCUGGUAGUGGGCUCCCCACAGCAGAGAGUCUUCUCUGUCAGCCCCACACCCACGCAAGUUACCACUUGCCCCUCCACACACACCUACAGCUCCUUCCUCUCAACCUCGCCGAGUCAAUUCAUGCCUACCACACACAGCUUUGCCUCCGAUCCCAAGUAUGCCGCACCCAAAGUGAUCCAAGCACAGGGGAAGGGGGUGGUUCACAGAGGCCCCUGCAUCCUGCCCAUAGUCCGUGAUGGACGUAAAGUCAGUAACACACAUUAUUACCUUCUGCCGGAGAGGCCGCCUUACCUUGACCGAUACGAUCGCUUCUUCAGGGAGGCUGAAAGCUUGACUGGCAACAGUGUGGAUGACAAACACGUACGACAAGCUAACACCGCGACCGUUCGACCCAUGGUGCUCAGCAGCCAGACGUCGCAGGUGCAUGCAGGACAAGGGAUUGUUCCGCUGGGCGAUCUGAAGGCGCAUUAUUCCUCGGACAAUAACAGCGGUCUUGGACCACGGACAGGAAUGAAGGCAUCAGUUAGUCUCUCUGGUAUCUGUGCAGAGGCUUUGACAGCAACCUGUCCCACGGCAGACGGAUUAGGAAACUCAGCAGACAGAGUCAAAGAGGUUCAGGGGGUGGUCCACGGCGUGACGAUAGAAGAGUGCCGAACUGCACUGCAGAACCACAACUGGAGUAUUGAGAAAGCCGUGCAUUACCUGAAGGUGGAGCAGCUGUUCUGUUUGGGUCUGAGCAGCAGGUCUGAGUGUCAGAAGCUGCUGGAGAUGUGUGACUGGAACCUGGAAGAAGCCAGCACGCAGAUGUUGGAUAACUACGGCUUGAGCACGCAACAAAGACGGUGACAAGACUGGUUCAUCCUCAAUGAAACAUCCAGCAGAGCGGCUCUUGGACCAUCCCGUGAUCCCCUUGAGUCACACCUAUUCAUGCUCCUGGUGGACUGGUCAGAACUUUCACUUCUGCACUUAUCAAGAGUUUUUUUUUUUUUAAAAGCGUCGUCCAAAGCAGACAAGACAACAAUCUUCCUGGCAGCGUCGGAUCCUUUUACUCUUUUACUGUUUUUUAGCGGAGAGUCGUUCUCUGAUCUUUUCCUUCGAGUCAUUUAAAAAAAAAAAAAAAAAGGUAUGGCUUGAAGGGAACCUGAAAGGGUGGAAAAUGAGUCGUUUCGGACAGCACAAACACACACAAAGAAGCACUUUUGCUGAAAAUGUUCCCACUUUUGCCGAGUCGUCGUCAAGAACUUAGUCUCAGAACUCCCGAUCCAUGUCCAAAGUAAAGAAAAGAGUCGCGAUACAGUCGUCCCUGGUUUAUCGGCUCUAAUUGGUACCGGGUAAACAAAAAAAACGCAUUAACCUCUUAAGGCCCGAGCUGUUUGUUUACAUGCUGCUUUUUUUAUUUUUAUUUCUCUUUGCUAUUUGGCCUUAUUGGACCCUAAUUAGAAUAAAAACUAAGAAUCAUCUUUUGAUAUGAUGUACUUUAGUCCAUAAGUACACAAACGUGUACUUCAUGUUUAGUGACAUGCUAAUUCUUCUUUUUACACUUUUUUUUUCUUCCAAAUUCCAUUGUAUGUUAUACUCUUCUGACACCACCAGAUGGCAGUAUAAGUGUCCACAUAAGUGGCCAUAAGACCCCAAUUCAGGUAGUGUACACAAUUUUGGAAAUAACUAAGGCCUGUAGAGCAGGGGUGUCAAAUUAGUUUUCAGUGAGGGCCACAUCACGGUUAUUGAAUUUAGUGGUUGUUGUUAGCAGUAAUCGCCCUAAACCGACAGCUACAAGAAAAUACUGUAUUUUCCAGACAAUAUAAGCCCCGCCCACUAAAUUUUAGACUAUAAGCCGCAGAUUUAUAAGUUGUGAUCUGAGUUAUUUACACAUUUUGUGAAUGUCUAUUUACAUACCUUAUUUAUGUUUGAAUGUUUUGCUGGAAUAAUGGAGUAUGGAUGAAUAAAUUAAAUAUCAUAUUUUCCCGACUAUAGAGCGUAUAUAAGCCAUACCCUCAAAAUUUUUGAAUUUUUUUCAAAGCCGCAGAUUCAUGCAUUGUGUAAUUAGUUAUUGACGCAGAAAUGUUUAUUUGCAUACCUUAAUUGUUUCCAAACGGUGCCUGUGACAAGGCAGUAAAACGGCUGGUCAGACAAAACAGAAGUCAUCGUCAUGGACCCACUAGCUGCGGAAGCUAGCUCUCCAAUCAGCUAAAUUUACUGAGGAAUUUACCAAACUGAAACAACACAAAGAGAAUGCCGUUAAUAAUGCUAACACAGACACUCGUAAACGUGUUAGCAUAUUAGCUGAUGCUAGUGACAUUACAUCAGGAUAGCACGUACAAAUAUGCAUGAAAACACUCCCACAGCCAUCACACACGGGACGGUUUAGUAAGUAUGAACAGUUUUAGUUAUAUUGUAAAACCUAUAAACGUUGCCUGGAGGGAUCAAUGAAGAAUCCAUACAAGUAGAACCGCUAUGGACGGCCAGAAGACAAAACGGCAAUUAUACUUCCGGUUUAAAGCAAUGAAUGAAAGGACACUGCAGCACCUCCAACUAUUUGCAUUAUGGCCGUCAGCAAAAAAUAAUCCAUAAAUUUGCCGCACCAUUUUGAAAGCCGCAAGGUUCAAAGCGUGGGAAAAAAAAGUAUCUUCUUUUAUUCAGUCAUUUAUGGUAAUUUUUCUAAGUCAGAACCGGGUUUCCAUGUACUGAAAGCACGGCCGUGUGUUGUUCCGCCAAAAGUUUGUAAAUUUGACAGGCGCAGCUAUGACAGUUAGCCGUGUUGUUAGCAUUUCUUGUUGAAGAAUCCAUACGGGUAGAAACGCUGUGGAUGACAAGGAGACGGAACGGCACUUAACUUCCGGUUUAAAGCACUAAACAGAAGGAACGUUCAGAACGCCAGCAGCACCUGCAGUAAGCAAACUCGUCCACAAGAUAGCGCCGCAGCACAAACAAUAACAAGAAAGAAGAAGAAAAAUAUAGAAGCUGCACCGUUUUAUAAGCUGCAGGGCUCAAAGCGUAGGAAAAAAAUUAGCGGCUGAAUUUAAGGUAAGAAAAAAAAAAGGCAAAUAUUGCAGCGUAAUUUAUAAAAAAAAUAUGUCGAAUAUGCUUUAAAAAAAUCAGCGAUGUAGUGAAGCCGCGUUAUUUGAAGCGCGAUGUGGCGAGGGACUCCUACAGCCAUCACACGUGGGAUGGUUUAGUAAGUACGAACAGUUUUAGUUGUAUUGUAAAACCUAUAAACGUUGCUUGGAGUGAUAAAUGAAGUAGAAACGCUGUGGACGGCCAGAAGACCAGCAAUAAUAUACUUCACAAACACACAAACAAUAACAAGAAAGAUCUAGAAGUGAGCUGCACCGUUUUAUAAGCUGCAGGGCUCAAAGCGUAGGAAAAAAAAUUAGCGGCUUAUAGUCCAGAAUUUACGGUAAUACAAAAAAGAGGCAAAUAUUGCACCGUAAUUCAUUGAUUUAACAAAUAUUUUAGGCCAAAAAUAUGUUGAAUAUGCUUUAAAAAAUCAGCGAUGUAGUGAAGCCGCGGUAUUUGAAGCGCGAUGUGGCGAGGGAUGACUGUAAUGAGUCAAAAGUGGGCAUAAAAAUCCAUAAUUACAACAAAAAAUGUUUUUUAAAAUUUGUCACCGUUUUUGUUGAUUCAAUGCACACAAACAAUAACAAGAAAGAAGAAGAAACAUUAGAAGUUAGCUGCACCGUUUUAUAAGCUGCAGGGCUCAAAGCGUAGGAAUAAAUUUAGCGGCUUACAGUCCAGAAUUUACGGUAAUAGGAAAAAAAAAGGAAAAUAUUGCACCGUAAUUCAUUAAUUUAACAAAUAUUUUAGGCCAAAAAUAUGUUGAAUAUGCUUAAAAAAAUCAGCCAUGUAGUGAAGCCGCGGUAUUUGAAGCGCGAUGUGGCGAGGGACGACUGUAAUGAGUCAAAAGCGGGCAUAAAAAUCCAUAAUUACAACAAAAAUUUUUUUUUAAAAUUUGUCACCGUUUUUGUUGAUUCAAUGCACACAAACAAUAACAAGAAAGAAGAAGAAACAUCUAGAAGUUAGCUGCACUGUUUUAUAAGCUGCAGGGCUCAAAGCGUAGGAAAAAAAUAGCGGCUUAUAGUCCAGAAUUUAUGGUAAUAGGAAAAAAAAGGCAAAUAUUGCACCGUAAUUCAUUAAUUUAACAAAUAUUUUAGGCCAAAAAUAUGGCAAAUAUACUUAAAAAAUCAGCGAUGUAGUGAAGCCGCGGUAUUUGAAGCGUGAUGUGGCGAGGGACGACUGUAAUGAGUCAAAAGCGGGCAUAAAAAUCCAUAAUUACAAAAAAAAAAUCUAAAAUUUGUCACCGUUUUUGUUGAUUCAAUGCACACAAACAAUAACAAGAAAGAAGAAGAAACAUUAGAAGUGAGCUGCACCGUUUUAUAAGCUGCAGGGCUCAAAGCGUAGGAAAAAAUUAGCGGCUUAUGGUCCAGAAUUUACGGUAAUAUAAAAAAAAGGCAAAUAUUGUACCGUAAUUUAUUAGUUUAACACAUAUUUUAGGCCAAAAAUAUGUUGAAUAUGCUUAAAAAAAUGAGCGAUGUAGUGAAGCCGCGGUAUUUGAAGCGCGAUGUGGCGAGGGACGACUGUAAUGAGUCAAAAGUGGGCAUAAAAAUCCAUAAUUACAACAAAAAAAAAAUCUAAAAUUUGUCACCGUUUUUGUUGAUUCAAUGCUUCCUGCCAACAAAUUUUACACUGAUGGAAAAAUAUACAUUUUUAUUUUUAUUUUAUUUUUAUUUUAUAUAUAAUUUGCGGCAUCAAGUAAGGAAGAAAUGCUAACAACACACAGCCGACAUGCAGGUUGUGUAAAAAAAAAAAAGUGGAAAAAGUUGGCUAAACCCUAAUGUUGACACUUAAGGACGCCCCACUAGCAGAUGGUCACACACUGCUGUGGGACGGCAUUCCCUCCGUCAGCGCAAUUUGGUUUCAUUGGCCACUCUUGCACGGACCACGCCCCACAAGUCCAGUUUUGUUGAGGUUUUUGGAGGAGACACCCCACACUAGAAAAAACGUUCCUUCAGCAAGAAAGUAAGACAAACUUUGGUCAGCUGCCACCGGGGCAUCAAUCAGAUACAUGAGGCGUGUCCAGAGUUUUAAUUUGCUAUAAACAAAACUGCAAAAAUGAUCGGACAAAGUCGAAAUAGGUGAAUUAAUCCUGCGAGGACGUUCGAUUUUAAUUAUCUUGCAAAGCCAAACAGGACAUAAAAGUCAUUAAGUUUGAAGGGUGUGAAAACGUUUGGAUUCAUAUUCUUCUUCUCAAAAGUCCUGAAUAAGUAUAUCAAACAUAAUGUUUUUUUAUUUAUUAUUUUGGUAGCACUUUAGUAUGGGGAACAUAUUCAUCAUUAAUUAGUUGCUUAUUAACAUGCAAAUUAGUAACAUAUUGGCUCUUAAUUAGUCAUUAUUAAUGCCUUAUGAUAACACUUUAGUAUGGGGAACAUAUUAACCAUUAAUUAGUUGGUUAUUAACAUGCAAAUUAGUAACAUAUUGGCUCUUAAUUACUCAUUAUUAAUGCCUUAUGAUAACACUUUAGUAUGGGGAACAUAUUCACCAUUAAUUAGUUGGUUAUUAACAUGCAAAUUAGUAACAUAUUGGCUCUCAAUUAGUCAUUAAGGCCUUAUGGUAACACUUUAGUAUGGGGAACAUUUUCACCAUUCAUUAGUUGCUUAUUAAUAUGCAAAUUAGUAACAUAUUGGCUCUUAAUUAGUCAUUAUUAAUGCCUUAUGAUAACACUUUAGUAUGGGGAACAUAUUCACCAUUAAUUAGUUGCUUAUUAAUAUGCAAAUUAGUAACGUAUUGGCUCUUAAUUAGUCAUUAUUAAUGCCUUAUGAUAACACUUUAGUAUGGGGAACAUAUUAACCAUUAAUUAGUUGCUUAUUAACAUGCAAAUUAGUAACAUAUUUUCUCUUAAUUAGUCCUUAUAAAGUACCUAUUAAUGCCUCAUUGUAACACUUUAGUAUGGGGAACAUAUUCACUAUUAAUUAGUUGCUUAUUAACAUGCAAAUUAGUAACAUAUUUGCUCUUAAUUAGUCAUUAAGUACUUAUUAAUGCCUCAUGGUAACACUUUAGUAUGGGGAACAUAUUCACCAUUAAUUAGUUGCUUAAUAACAUGCAAAUUAGUAACAUAUUUGCUCUUAAUUAGUCAUUAAGUACUUAUUAAUGCCUUAUGGUAACACUUUAGUAUGGGGAACACAUAUUUACCAUUAAUUAGUUGCUUAUUAACAUGCAAAUUAGUAACAUAUUGGCUCACUUUGGAAGGAUUUUUAAGGUUUAAAUAAAAAAAACAACAUGUUUUUAUCACACGUCCUAUAAGUAGUUAAACAUGUUUUCAUUUGUUUGGUGCUGAAAUUGAUUGAGAGAUUUGAUCAAAAAAGAAAAAAAAUAAGAAAAUAAGAAAAAAAGCUUUAGGUUUGAAGGGCGUAAACACAUUUGAAUUCGUAAUUGUUUUUACUUUUUUGGCUCAAAAGUCCGUAACAAAAAUUAUUCUUUUUAUAAUUAAUUUGUUUUCACCCUUUAGAAGGCUUUUUGAUCAGAUGAUGUCAUAAGUUUAAAUUAAAAACACAUGUUGAUGAAGUUUGAUGAGAGAUUUGAGCAAAAAAGUUAAUAAUAUUUGUAAUAUUUAGUAAUACGUUGUUGUUGGGGUUUUUUUUAACUUUACUUUAGCUCAAAUCCUAAACAAAAAUAUCAAACAUGUAAUGUUUUUUUGUUUUUGUUUUUUCAUGUGGACCGAUUUUUGAAGAGCCUUUGAUCACAUAAUGUCACAGGUUUAAAAAUUAGUAAAAUAACUCAUGUUAUGCAAAUGUAUACUAUUUCAAAAGCCCUACAAAGGGUUAAAAAAAAUGUCAUUUGUUCAGAGUUGAAGUUGAUUAAGAGAUUUGAGCAAAAAAGUAAAAAAAAACAAAAAAACAACUGUAAUAAGGACAUAAAUACAUUUAAUUUUUUACUUUUUUGGCUCAAAACCUAAACAUUAAUAUACAACAUUUUCAACAGUUUUAAAGGCUGUUUAAUCCAAUAAUGUCACAGGUUUGAAUUAGUAAAAUAAGCCAUGUUAUGAAAAUGUAUACUAUUUGACAACUGUCAAAAGGGUCUAAAAAUAAUAAUUUUGUUUAGGGAGAGAUUUGAGUAAAAAAAAUAAAAAUAAAAAUACAUCCCAAAUAUUUUUUGCCCUUUAAAAAAUGAUGAACUUUUUUGUGCUGUUUGGCUUUGGGGUAUAUCCAAAAACUGCAGUGUAUCGUGCAAAACUAAAUUGAAAACUGGAAUCCAGUAGAAAAUGUACCGCACAAUGUGUCACGUUUCAUGUGUCAGGUAAACCGUGACAAAUGGGCCCAUAUAAAUCCCCUUCCUACUGUACAUUGACAUUUUUAAAUUUAACGUGAUAAAUAAAGAAAAUUUGUAUAUAAUGAAGGAACUCACCAAAAAUUAAGGCCAAAAAUACAGCAAAAAUGUAGUAAAAAGACUAAAAAGUCAGCUUUUUUCCUCUAAGAGUUAAGUCAAAUGAGAAAAAAGGGGGAAAAAAUGUAAUUUUAAAGCAUGAAGUGGAAAUAUUAAAGGAAAAAAAAUGCUAUUUUUAACAAGUUUUGAAUAAGACGAUUAGGAAAAGUUUAUAGUACCAGAAUAAAAGUAGAAAUAAAUAAUAAAAAUGGAGGGAGCGAAAGACCAUACUAAUUGACGUGGUUUGCUUUUCAAAAGGUAAAAUAUCAAAACAUUUUCUAUGUCCGUUUUUUUUCUUCUUUUUUUAGCUCAAAUCCUAAACAAAAAUAUCAAAAAUGUAAUGUUUUUGUUUUUUAAUGUUGACCGAUUUGAAGACCCUUUGAUCAGAUAAUGUCACAGGUUUAAAAAUGAGUGAAAUAACUCAUGUUUUGCAAAUUUAUACUAUUUCAAAAGCCCUACAAAGGGUUAAAUUUUUUUUAAUUGGUUCAGAGUUGAAGUUGAUUUAAGAGAUUUGAGCAAAAAAGUAAAGAAAAAAAAAUUGUAGUAAGGACAUAAAAACAUUUGAUUUUUUACUUUUUUUGGCUCAAAACCUAAACAUUAAUAUAAAACAUUUUCAACAAUUUUAAAGGCUUUUUGAUCCAAUAAUGUCACAGGUUUGAAUGAGUAAAAUAAGCCAUGUUAUGCACAUGUAUACUAUUUGACAACUGUCAAAAGGUCCUCAGAGGGUUUAAAAAUAAUAAUUCAGUUUAGAGAGAUUUGAGUUAAAAAAAAAAUACAAAAAAUAUAUAUAUAAAUAUUUUUUGCCCUUUCAAAAAUGACAGACUUUUAUGUCCUGUUUGGCUUUGGGGUAAGUCCAAAAACUGCAGUGUGUCGUGCAAAACUAAAUUGGAAACUGGAAUUGCCACAAAACACAUUUUAAGAAGGCGGCUAAAGUGGAUAAAGUACCCCAAAAUUCGUCACGUUUCAUGUGUCAGGUAAACCGAGACAAAUGGGGCCAAAUGACAUAUUUAAAUUUAACAUGAUAAAAAAAAGAAAAAUUGUGUAUAAUGAAGGAACUCACCAAAAAUACAGCAAAAAUGUAGUAAAAAGACUAAAAAGUCAGUUUUUUUCCCACUAAGCGUUAAGUCAUAUGAGAAAAAAGGGGAACAUUUUCAUUUUAAAGCAGGAAGUUGAAAUAUUAAAGAAUAAAAAAAGCUUAUUUUAACAAGUUUUGGAGAAGACGAUUAGGAAAAGUUUAUAGUACAAGAAUAAAAGUAGAAAUAAAUAAUAAAAAUGCAGGGAGCGAAAGACCGUACUACUACUACGCUCCCAAAGGUAAAAUAUCAAAAAGUUUUCUGUGUCCGUUUUUAUUUUAUUUUUUAAUUUUUUUUACAUGCAGUCCCUCAACAAACAUUUUAAUAUACAAUCUAUGAAAGUCAGCCAACAUUUGUUCAAAGAGAAAUGGAAAUAAAAACAUUCCAGAACCCUCGGAGCCUCUAAAAUGUGCACAUCCGCCCGUAAAAAUAGACCCUUCAGGAAACAAUAACAUUGGGUACAAUUUUCCCUGUGCAGUGUUAGGAGUGACGACUCUCCCUUUGUGUUACUUUUGCACACUUUGUGUUCGCCGGCCUCCACAGUGUUGUUGUUGUUGUUGUUGUUGUUUUGAAACCAAGCUGCUGCUGGAAGGACGGAACUUUGUGUCAUGAACACGAUCUGAUCAACAAUUUGUCAUUUCUGCCUCAUCUGGAUUUGCUCUCCUCUACUGAACAGCUGUCUGGUUUCUCCUCCUCUGGGCUGAUGGAAAUGUUCAUGCUGCCGGAUUUAUAAAUGUAUUUUCUACUAAAUUAUUUUUCACCUCUU
This is a messenger RNA of Entelurus aequoreus (snake pipefish), 12708 nucleotides long. It is a transcript of the gene tnk2b, whose product is annotated as tyrosine kinase, non-receptor, 2b. Gene Ontology annotation, molecular function: protein tyrosine kinase activity; protein binding; ATP binding. The transcript has 17 exons. Gene Ontology annotation, cellular component: extrinsic component of cytoplasmic side of plasma membrane. Gene Ontology annotation, biological process: signal transduction; negative regulation of epidermal growth factor receptor signaling pathway; protein phosphorylation. NCBI's taxonomy places the organism in Eukaryota, Metazoa, Chordata, Actinopteri, Syngnathiformes, Syngnathidae. Bases 868 to 4299 code for a protein of 1143 amino acids. The record is from RefSeq and is a predicted model, not a curated record.